UCUCUCGGUGCGAGUGUGAACGGUUGUUUCUCUAUGUGUGCUGGCAACCAGUUCUGGGUGUACCCCACUUGCCGACUGAGGAUGGACGCCAGUACGCCCGCGACCCACAGGUGGAUAAUCAAUCAUUGGAUGAAGAUUUACACGACUGUACCUCCUCCAGUUACAGAGAGACAGCGCCCACUGGAGGCCGGAGGUUCCAGUCGGAAGAUUCAACAGAGGAUUUUCAACCCAUUAGGUGUGAUUAAACAGGAGCAUCAUGGAGGAGGAAGCGGCGUCCCCGUUAGAAGGUGACAUGGAGCCCUUGUUCCCCGCCGAGACCUAUGCCGCCGAGUCCUUGGCAGCGGACAUGGACCCUUGGGUCGUGUUCGACUCGAGAAAAAAACCCAGAUCGGAGUUCGACGACUGGCUGGAGAGCAACAGGCCGUCACGAGUGAGCAGAUUUGGCAACAAGGAGCUGGGCGUGGGCCCCGUGGGCUGGAUCGCUGUGCUGGGCCCGGACCACUGCUCCGACGGCGGGGAUGUGGACGCUCUCCAGGAGAGCUGGGAGAAACUGGUGGCCAGCGGGCGGGCAGUCAACUUUGAGAACGUCAAGGAGCUGGCGCUGAACCACGGCGUCCUCUCGGGCAAAUGGCUCAUGCACCUGGACCCCGGCUUCAAGGUGGACCAGGCGUGGGAGUGCGUAGCCAGAGCGACGGUGGACGGCAAGAUCUGCAGCGUCAAAGUCAGCCCGUACGACCCCGUCAAAGGAGACAGGCAUGUCAUCUGCGUUUACAACCACAACUUCACAGACGAGCGCGAAGUGGUCCAGCUGGACGCUCACAUCCGAGCCUCGGGGGUCAAGUGUCCUCUGGCCUAUAAGCCGGACGUGUACACGUACCUGGGAAUCUACCGAAACAACCGCUGGAAGCUCUGUCCCACCAUCUAUGAGAGUAAAUUCAACCUGGAGUGUGUGCCAAGGCGCUCGCGCAUCGUCAACAAAGUCACCAACCUGGAUGUCACAUAAGCCUUAUGGCAAGAGUUAAAGAAAAUAUAUUAUGUGUUGAAAAGAAUCCAGUUCUUCCUAUUGCGGUUGGAUUCCAUCAUCUAUCUUUGUGCUGUUGAAGUGAGUGUUAUUUGCGGCAGGGCUUCAAAUUCGUGAUUGCUGGUUGACUGUAUUCACAUUUGCGCUGACCUUGUGGGGAAACCUCCCCAUUGAUGCACAUUUUCUGUGAGUAUUGACACACGUUUUCUCUUUUUCAAAAACAACAGUUCUAUAAUUGCCAAGUAAAGUACCUUUGAAGGUUCCGGCUUUUGCUUUAUGCUGCAAAACUUGGACGAAUUUACAAUCACACAAGUUCAAAACAUCUCCAAGAAUCUUUUAUUUGACAAUAAAGCAAGUAGGUUUGAAUCCAGUUAAGUCGAUUAAAGCCGUUGCCACACAAGAAAUCAGUGCCAAGCUU
This is a messenger RNA of Hippocampus comes (tiger tail seahorse), 1439 nucleotides long. RefSeq names its product chromosome unknown C11orf68 homolog (gene cunh11orf68). Bases 257 to 1003 code for a protein of 248 amino acids. The transcript is spliced from 2 exons. Lineage: Eukaryota; Metazoa; Chordata; Actinopteri; Syngnathiformes; Syngnathidae. The record is from RefSeq and is a predicted model, not a curated record.